Messenger RNA from Gongylonema pulchrum, 406 nucleotides. NCBI's taxonomy places the organism in Eukaryota, Metazoa, Nematoda, Chromadorea, Rhabditida, Gongylonematidae. The record is from the annotation of a GenBank genome assembly.
AAAAGUGAAUUGCAAGCCGGAGUUUGCGAGCGGUAAGACUACAGUGAUUGGCGCGUUGCCAUCAGCAGAUGCUCGGUCGAAUGUUGCAUCACCGUUAGCUACAGUGCCAGCACCUGCUGAUGUGGAUCAUAGCAUAAGUUACAACAAUGCAGCGUUUUUCGCAACAUCUGGAGCUACUGGUCUUGGUGGUCUGAAUAGCUCAAGAAGUAGCGAAAUUUCGAGGAGCGAAGCAAUUGACCUGUACAGGUUCGCAGUUUUUGUGCGUUUUUGUUGUGCAGUGAUACAGCGCUGCUACCGCGGGCAAAAACGCACAUUGUCGAGAGGUCGUCCGCGUGUGUGUUUUCAGAAGCGAGUGAACUUUGCCAACCGCUUUCAACUAGCGGUCAGGGAAGCUGGGAGCCUGUAA